Molecule: messenger RNA, 286 nt
Organism: Nicrophorus vespilloides
Lineage: Eukaryota; Metazoa; Arthropoda; Insecta; Coleoptera; Silphidae
Product: L-lactate dehydrogenase A chain-like
Exons: 4
Biological process (GO): carboxylic acid metabolic process
Molecular function (GO): oxidoreductase activity, acting on the CH-OH group of donors, NAD or NADP as acceptor
Source: RefSeq, a predicted model, not a curated record
AUGGGGCUUCAAACUUUGAUUUAUAAAAUGCAGUCGAAGACGACGACACCCAGAGCCCUUUUGACCGUCGUCUCGGAGGGGGCGAAUUGCAGGCAUUGUCGUGAGAAGAUCAGCGUCAUCGGGGCCGGAUCCGUCGGAACGGCAAUAGCGUUCACUCUUCUGGCGCAGAAAAUAUGCUCGGACUUGGUACUGAUAGACAAGAACGAGGAGCUGGCCAGAGGUGAGAUGCUCGAUAUCCAGCACGCCACUAUGUACUUGGACAGUCCGCAGAUAUCAUCGAGUACCG